AUGGAUAGAGAUUCUAAGUACGUCUACCUUUUCAACAAAUUUUCAACGAGGGAGUCAAGGGAAAGGGACUACGGCCUAGUACAUAUUCUCCAAAAAGAGGCUAUUUUUUUAUGUUUAGAAAACGAGAACGUGUUGGUUACUGGAUGGUCUGAAGCUAAAGAGAAAGAACUAAAGGAUAAGAUUCAUUGGAUGGGAGGAAGAACUUCAGAUUUUUUUAAUGAAACAGUGACUAUUCAACUUGGAAACAAAAAUUUUCUUUUAGAUUCUACUGUUCCAGUUCCAGCAAGCAAAAAGAUUGUUUCGGUGCAAGAAGAGUGGCUGGAUUUAUGUUGGAAACAAGCUUUUGAAAAAUGCCUUUUUAGAGUUUGUGACAAAGAUAAUCGACGGAACCACCGAAAGUGGAAGCCUUUUUUCGGGUAUACAAUUUGUGUAACCCAAAUAAAGCCUAGAGAAAGAAUUAAAUUGAAAGAGUUGAUUGAAAUUAACGGUGGGAUUUAUACUCCUGAACUUCAUAAAAACUGUACUCAUCUAAUCUGCGAAAGCCCCGAAGGUUUGAAAUUUGAGCAUGGCUGGCGAUGGGGAGUUCUUUGCGUUUCUAAGGAUUGGCUUUUGCAUUCAAUCCGCCUUCAAGUCCCCCUCGACGAAGAUUUUUUUUUGCUGGAAGCCUUGAAACAGAAAGGCUUUUCUUUGCUUGAAAAAAAUAAAACUUUUGAAGAAAAAACUUUUUGCGUUCAAGCAUUUGAUGAGGAGUACACAAAGGCAAUUGUUAGGAUAGUAAAGAAAAACGGCGGGGUUUUCAAUAAGAGUGGGUCAUGUGACUUUUUAAUUUGUCCAUUUGGAUUGGCAGAUUUUACACAAAUCAGUGAUUGCCAUUCGCAUAAACAAAUUGUUAAUGAGUUCUGGUUGGAGGCAUGCUUAUCUCGAAACCAGCUUUGUUCUCCCGAUUCCUGCUUUAUCUAUUCAAAUUUAUUUAGAAAUAAGUUAUGA
Messenger RNA from Zophobas morio, 987 nucleotides. RefSeq names its product DNA topoisomerase 2-binding protein 1-like. Gene Ontology annotation, biological process: DNA replication initiation; mitotic G2 DNA damage checkpoint signaling; mitotic DNA replication checkpoint signaling. Bases 1 to 987 code for a protein of 328 amino acids. Lineage: Eukaryota; Metazoa; Arthropoda; Insecta; Coleoptera; Tenebrionidae. The transcript has 7 exons. The record is from RefSeq and is a predicted model, not a curated record.